AUGAAUACCACACAGCGAAGUGAAAGUAUGAAUGCAUUUUUUGAUGGUUAUGUGCACUCACAGAUCACAUUGAAAGAAUUUGUUGAUCAAUUUGAUAUUGCUUUAAGAAGAAUGGUCGAGAAUGAAACACGUGCUGAUUUCGAUUCUUUUAAUCGCACGAUCCCAUGUAUAAGCCCACUCCUUUUGGAGAAGCAGUUUCAAGAUGUUUACACAAAUGCAAAGUUCAAAGAAGUUCAUGAGCAGUUUGGGAAAGUUAUGACUUGUAAUAACUCUCAUCUUAAAAGUGAAGGCGCAAUUUCUACCUAUGAAGUUAUUGACUACGGUGUCGUUGUUGGAAGCCGCACGAUAGAAAAAACAUUUCUUGUUUACUUGAAUGAAGAUGAAUUGAAUGUGAAAUGCACAUGUGCAUUGUUCGAAUUAAGAGGCAUCUUAUGCACUCAUUCUAUUUCUGUGUUAAUGACAAAGAAAGUGACAGCGUUGCCAUCAAGAUAUGUUCUUGACAGAUGGAGGAAGGAUAUAAAGCGAGAGUAUUCUAUGUUUAAAAGUAGUUUUGAUGCUAUUGGUGAUAAUCCUAAUGCCCAACUACAUGACAAAAUUAGAAAUAAUUUGGAGGAAUUACUAUCGCUCACAGCAGGAAAAGUGGAACGUUGCAUGGAUGUGAUGAAAAAUAUUGAUAUGUUAAAGGAGAAAUUUCGUGAAUUAAACCUUGCGCCAAGUCACUCUUCCCAUCGCAUUUCAGCUGCUAUUGCAUCUUCUAGCUGUAAUGAAGUCGUUAAAAGUAAUGAUGAUGUGGCAUUGCAAAAUAAUCAGGUGCUUAGUCCUACUAAGGUUAAACGUAAAGGGAAGCCACCAAAAUUGAGAAAGGUGCCCGUUAUAGAAAAAGUAGCCAAGAAAUCCAAAAUAUUAACAAAGCCAUCUACAAACAACAAUGCCAAACAGAAGAGACGAAGGAAUCAGGUGAAUUUGCCGGUUGAUCCAAGACAUGGGUUAUCCAUAUUGGUUCGCCAACACAAGUACGAAGAGGCUUUCACUACAGCCCUACAAAAAUGUCAUGUGUCAAUUGUGAACUGGCUAUGCUCCCAAGACCUGGUUGUGAAUGUGAUAUCCGCAAUGGGAGAGGAGCAGAUUGAGCAGAUUUGUGCUGAUUUGUGCUCAUAUGCCAUGAAAGUGAAAUGUUUUGUCUUGAAUGAGGUGGUGGUGGUGGUGUUCACAACAGUGGUUACCGCGACAUUGUAUGCAGGAAUUGCCAGCAGCUGA
Molecule: messenger RNA, 1257 nt
Organism: Alnus glutinosa
Lineage: Eukaryota; Viridiplantae; Streptophyta; Magnoliopsida; Fagales; Betulaceae
Product: protein FAR-RED ELONGATED HYPOCOTYL 3-like
Exons: 4
Coding region: 1-1257 (418 amino acids)
Molecular function (GO): zinc ion binding
Source: RefSeq, a predicted model, not a curated record